Molecule: messenger RNA, 1377 nt
Organism: Epithele typhae
Lineage: Eukaryota; Fungi; Basidiomycota; Agaricomycetes; Polyporales; Epitheliaceae
Product: phosphoglycerate mutase-like protein
Exons: 8
Coding region: 1-1377 (458 amino acids)
Biological process (GO): dephosphorylation
Molecular function (GO): phosphatase activity
Source: RefSeq, a predicted model, not a curated record
AUGCACCUCCACGCGCUCAAGAGCACGCUUUUGGGUGCCCCGGUGCUGUACUCACUUGUUGCACUGGCUCUCGGAGCCUCCAGCAACGUGGAUUCCUCGGUCUCCAUUGGCGAUGGACUCCUCGCGUCGGCCAACGGUGUCUACAACUCCUCAAUCACUCCGUCGGAUCUCCCGUGGAACACAUACAACUACUGCAACGCGCCGCAUGUGAACGGGCAGCAUUAUACCAAGCCUACAAAUGCGUCGCACGCGAAGCUCGUGUACUUGAACGCGGUCAUUCGUCACCAUAAGCGGACGCCGGACAACCUGUACCCUUCGGAAAACGAGCUCAACGCGUUGCCCUGGGACUGCACCGACUUCCCGCAAUUCAGCUAUGGUACGAAUGCGGACACAGCGCGAGUCUUUCACAACACCAAUAGCCCGUCAUGGCAUCCCUUCCUCUCACUCUUUUGGAAUGGCACCUGCGACGGGGGACAGCUUACCCGUGGCGGUCUAGAUGACGCGGUCAAACAUGGCAAGGACUUUUGGUCCGUUUAUCACAACAAACUGGGCUUUCUGAAGAAGGUCGACGAGGAGGAUAUCCUCGUUCGCACGUCAGCGGCUACACGCACGUUUCAGGUAGCAGGCGGCUUGCUUUUUGGUAUGGAUCCCAAUAUGGCGGUCAAGGACUUCCCAGUGACUACUCAGCCCGAAAACAUUGACUCCAUUCCACCCAGCUAUCCGUGCCCCAAUGCAGACGCCAUCCGCAACGCGUAUCAGAGUGUGCCCGCUUGGACGGAUCAUCUACAGCAGAACAACGAUCUCCGUGUCCGUCUGGGAGAGGCUCUGGGCACUCUCGGGAUGAACGCCUGGGAAUCAUGGUACGAUCAUUACUUCGACACGUUCACCUCGCGUACCUGCCACAACCAUCCUCUUCCCUGCAACUCCACUGGCACUUGCGUCUCAAACGCCGAUGCCGCCAGAGUGUUUGCUCUCGGCGAUUUCGAAUACAAUUAUAUCUGGAACACCGCGGAGAACUCAACGACCUACAGCCAGCUGAACUUCGGCGUUUUUAUGCUUGAGCUCGCCCAUAACCUCAAACUCUUCCAGGCUGGUGAAGAGACUUUCAAGCUCCGAUUUUAUGUUGGCCAUGAUGGCUCCAUGAUCCGCCUUGCUGCCCUCCUCGGGCUCGGGAAGAACGGCGCACUGCGUUGGCCCGCGCUUGGAUCAGAGAUUGUCUUGGAGGUGUGGGAAACGAUUGACAAGAAUAUGUUCGUACGCGUCAUGCAUGAAGGUACUCCAGUGCCCAAUCUUGAGUGGACAGCUUUACACGACUUCAUCAAGAGCAUUGAAGCGCAGAUCCCCGACAAUAUUUUCCAAGCCUGUGUGGGUUCUUAG